Ostrea edulis (European flat oyster) is the source of this 2024-nucleotide messenger RNA. RefSeq lists its product as uncharacterized. The transcript is spliced from 2 exons. Gene Ontology annotation, molecular function: zinc ion binding. The record is from RefSeq and is a predicted model, not a curated record. Lineage: Eukaryota; Metazoa; Mollusca; Bivalvia; Ostreida; Ostreidae. The coding region runs from base 175 to 1845 and encodes 556 amino acids.
UCUUAUCAUCAAUCAGGAAGUAAAAUAUUGACAAAUUGAGCAGACAUGUAAUACCUGUACAAAGAUAUUUACAUUAAUGGCCGACCAAGGAAGACAAAACAGAGGCAUGAUAUGUGACAAAUUCAUCACUACAGGGGACGAUACGAUACAAUCUGAUUAAUACUUUCUGCCAUUAUGAGUCAUAGUGAAGAUAUAGGGCAGCACUACAUUGAGUGUGCCAUAUGUACCAAUUACUCCAAAUUCUACUGCAACACCUGCCACCAUCGACUGUGUGAACAACACAAGGAGAGCCAUCUCAACGAAGCAGAAUACACAAAACAUGAAAUUGUUCUCUAUCAAGAGAGAAUACAAGAAUUACCGACAGAGAAAUGUCUGAUCCACCCCAAAAGAGAUCUAGAAAUUUACUGCAAUGAAUGCCAAUUCCCAGUCUGUUCCAAAUGCUUCAUCACCGAUCACAACGGACACGAAGUCUUUGACCUUGAAGUGGUCUACAAUGAAAGUCUAAAGCAAUGUCAGAAAGAGUUGAUCAAGUUACAAGACAUCAUCCUCCCUCAAUCUGAAGAAAAACUGAAGUCGUGGAGAGGCGGAGUGGAAACGGUUAAGGAAGAAAUAGCAAAGAUGAGGUUAUCCAUGAAGAAGAGCGCUGAUGAGAUCAAGGCUACAGUGGAUACCAUACUGGCUGAAAACAAUUCAGAACUGGAUAAAAUGGAGAUGUCAAUACUGGAUGACAUGUGCACUGAAGACAAGGAAGUAGAGCAAUAUAUUUCCCACAUAAAGGAACGAAUCAAGGUAUACGAGAGUGGAACAUCAUUAGGCAAACCAUCAGAAAUCUUUACAUUCAGAAAAGAAAUAACAAGCACUUCUUUGGUGGAAAGUCCUGACACAAAUGAACCUGUCCUACCUGCAUUUAUAGAAGGAACCAUCGCAAAGCAAGAAAUAGAAAAGCAAUUUGGUAAAAUCAUACAAUGUGACCCAAAAACACAAAACAAAGAAAAACAAAUUCUACAAACAUCACUUCCAUCACACCCCAGAAAGAUCAUAAAAAUAAAGGAAAUUCCAAUGCCAAAACUCAGGAAUGUUAUCCAUAUAUCCUUCUCACCAUCUGGAGAGGUCUGGGCCAGUGACGACCAUGGAAAUCUUGUCCAAUCUGAUCUACAGGGAAAUCUGCUACAGGUAAAAUCUAUCAAUAAGUCGCCUAUCACAGGAUGCCACACAGUCACUACAGAGGGAGAUCUACUCUACAUAUAUAGAGGCAAAAGAGCCAUUUACAAGGUCUCAAGAAACAAGACCACAACUUUGACCACCACAUGGACCUGGACACCAGAGGCCAUCUACUCCUCUCACAUGAAUGGAGACGUAUUGGUGGGAAUGUAUCAAGAUAAAGAUUGGAAAGUGACCAGAUACAACAAAGAAGGAGAGAAGACCCAGGACAUUCAAAAGGAUGAUAGAGGACAGGAUCUAUACCACAGCAUAGAGUACAUCACAGAGAACAGUAAUGGUGACAUCUGUGUAUCAGACUGGGCUGCUAACAAGGUAGUGGUGGUCACCAGAUCAGGAAAGCAUCGGUUCUCUUACUCUGGUGACCCAUCACAGUCUGGAUUCUCUCCCUCAGGAAUCUGUACAGAUGUCCUGGGACGUAUCUUAGUUUGUAAUGGCAGAAAUCUUUCAUCAUCAAUGUUCUCCAGUAUCCAUCUGUUGGACAAGAAUGGUCAGUUUCUGACUUUCCUACUCGCACCACAAAAUCCUCGUGAUGUCUGCAUUGAUGAUAAACAAAACCUGUGGGUUGGGUGUCAGGGCAAUCCCGUCGUCACGGUGUACAAGUAUCUCGAGGAAAUUGACAAAUAAAAGUGUGACGAUAACUUCAUGUAGAAAUGUUUCCUGUGUUCAUAAACCAAAGAUUAAUAUUUGACUUGACACUGUUCCUUAUCCAACAUUAUAACAAAUGCUUACUAUAUGACACCCUGCUGUUUUCAUACACAUGUACACAUUGUGUUUAUAUCAAAAACCUGCUGUUAUGAAGUUAA